GUUUGCCUAAUGAUGAUGAUAGCCAGUGCACCGCCGCUCUACCAUUUUUGUGCUUCAGCCGAAGGUUGUUUCUGGUUUCCGUUCUCUAAAGUGGUAGGUAAUGUCUGGCACUACAGUCCUACAGGUGUUCUCUGGUCCUACAGACUACAGUUGAAAAGGUACAGAGGGUGCUGUGCAUUCUUUCUGAUGCUGCCACAGGCAUUUACAAUCAACUAAAGCGGAAAGUACAGUUCCCGCUAUCGGAAGUGAUCUCUGAGCCUUGGAAUGGAACCGCCGGCGAAGCGUGAGCUGCUCGGAAAGGUGGCAAUCGCAGUUACUGGAUGCAGCGCCGUGGGCAUCCUCGCAGUCGCUGCGCCUUUUUUGUCGCCUGCGUUGCGCAAAAUCUGCCUGCCGUACGUGCCGGCGACCGACACUCAGGUGCGCAACGUGGUGUCUCUGCUGCAGCGACGGCCCCGAUGCUCGGCCGUGGUCGACCUGGGAAGCGGCGACGGCCGCAUCGUCCUCGCCGCCGCCAGACUGGGCUUCGCACGCUGCGUUGGCGUGGAGCUCAACCCGUGGCUCGUCGCCUACUCGAGAAUGCGAGCGCUGCGAACGACGGGCGCGCGCUUUGUGCGAGCCGACCUGUGGCACUUGGACCUUACGCCGUUCGACAACGUGGUCGUCUUCGGCGUCCAGCAGAUGAUGGCCCCGCUAGAACGAAAGCUUGUGCAUCAACUCAAGCCCGGUAGUUGGGUGCUGGCAUGCAGGUUUCCUUUGCCCACGCUCCCGCCAGAUGAAACUUACGGCACUGGUGUCGACACGGUCUGGCUUUACAGCGUGAAGAGUGCAGCAGCACAUCUCGUCGACAGAUCGUAGUAUUUGGCCGUCGCUUGUUUGUGGCUCUGGCACAUAUCCACUUGGGGAAUUGGCCAAGAAAACUUGUAGCCUAUGGAUAUUACUGAACUUGUUCUUUUCUUGUGGUUCACACCCACUGUGGGGGAUUGACCAAGGAUUGAGUGGUCUCAUAAAAUCUUAUGGAAUCUUAUAGAGUAAACACAUCACAAACUUUAUAUGAAGUUUUAUGUGACAAACAAGAGAUGACGGAGGCAAAGUGCCCUACUCCACGUUGUCCUUUUCUUUUUGCAUUUACCUGCAUUUCUACUUUAACAUCACUAUUGCAGUUGUGAAAGAUAGGCUGAAAGACAAAGUAAAUAUUUGUGUUGCCACUCAGCUAAACCUUUACAAUGAGUUAAUCAUGGGCAACACUAUCCAAGACUUCAAUAUAAUCUUGGAAUAUUAAAUCGGCUUAUAGUUAACCGCAAUAAUGUCAACUAUAGUGCACAAAUGUAUCAUAGUGAAGCACUUUUCAAAAUCCUUGUGAAAUUGAGAGUUCUAAGAAUUUAUUCAAGCCAGGUUCCCUGAACAUGUUCUGCACACCCAUGCCAGGGGAUUGAUUCAAUUAAUGAGCUACUGUUUUCUUUUUUUUUUCAUAAAUUUACAGCACAAUGAUCUUGAGAAGACUGUGUGGCAACAUAAGGAAUGGUCAUUAAGGCUGAUGUCCAGUUAUAUAAAAAUUCUGCUAAUAAGAAAAAGCGAAAAUCAGGUAUUUUUUGCAUAAUAGCCUUGAAAAAAUGACCAAGAAAUGGAUUGGGGACAUUUUCAGGGCCACAAAAAGUCAGUUUCGAACAACUUGUCCAAAAGACCAGAGGUGCUAUUCCAUGAUCGUGAUUGGUCCAAGGGGUUGCUACGACUUCUCCGAUUGGCUUAAAAUGCAGUCAAUACAGACUCUGAUAGCGUCUAGUAAUAAAGUUUGUGAUUCACUUUUGCAACGAGCACAGUAACCGAAGGGGCACUUAUGAAAGUAGUCAGUUCAGCAAUGGCCGUUUACAUAGUUCAGCAAAACUAUUUCUGGGCCUUUUUAAUGGGUUAACGUUCUCAAGAAAUGCACCUCAUGUAAAAGCUUUUUAUCAAAGCAUCAGAUAAGUCUGUGGCGAGCAUUUCUCUAGAGUCUUUGCCUUGUGAUCUAAAUGAACUAAGCUUCUUUUCAUCUA
This is a messenger RNA of Rhipicephalus microplus (southern cattle tick), 2030 nucleotides long. RefSeq names its product ATP synthase subunit C lysine N-methyltransferase. Gene Ontology annotation, biological process: positive regulation of proton-transporting ATP synthase activity, rotational mechanism; regulation of mitochondrial ATP synthesis coupled proton transport; peptidyl-lysine trimethylation. The record is from RefSeq and is a predicted model, not a curated record. Gene Ontology annotation, cellular component: mitochondrion. Gene Ontology annotation, molecular function: protein-lysine N-methyltransferase activity. Lineage: Eukaryota; Metazoa; Arthropoda; Arachnida; Ixodida; Ixodidae.